GCAAACCACGGUCAAAGAUGUACCAUUCUACUCCAGACCGUGGCUUGAGACGAUGGGCUUCAUUUAACAUCGGCAUUUGCAAUACAUAUUCUGUACAAAAGAAUUUAUAAUAUAGGUUCCGUUACCGAAGCUUAAAAUAAUAUGAGAAGUUAAUAUUGGUUUUGUGCUAUUACUGGUACUUUCACUCCAAGUACGCUUCGUUUGCAGGCCCGUAAAAAGCAAUUUCAGUUUGGCAUGUUUGGGGUACAGUCAUACAUUUUCUGGUCCUGCAUUGUAGAAUUUGUUAACGGUGGGUUAACCUGCGCCACCUUUCAGAGUCUGCAGUGGACUCGUCCAAGGAUGCUUUGUCGGCGACUGUAAAAAGUCACCUGAGAUCCCUACGCAAAGGAAAGCGCGAAAUCUCUGUAUAGAAACUAUUGCUGCUGCGGAGCCUCACUCAUUGUUCAUACGCCAUAGAAUUGAAUUCGAUUUUAAACACUAAUAUCUUUGAAUAUACAGAUGUUUUCAGGAUAAGCUUCAUUUUUGUCUUUAGAAAUAUUUUUCUCUACAAAAAUAAUAUAUUUUUGUGUUUUUAAUCUGAGUAAAUCGAUGGCUAAGCAUCGUUUUAGAUAACAAAAAAAACAUUGACGUCAUGUAAUUUUUGGCGGGAGUGUAGAAUUUUAGCGGGAAAAUAUCUCGGACUUCUUUAUAUACUUUAAUGAAAAAACCCGAAAACUUCGAAAGAGGAUAACGUCAUACUUUAUUUUGGUUUUCCACGAGUACGCGAGAGAAGCCAAGAAGCCAAAAUGACAUCUUCAGAGAAAAAAAGAAAGAUGGAUGAAAAUCCGCAACAAUCAGACAAUACUGAAACCAUGGUGACAGGAUUUAUCCACUGCGUGUCCCCAGUUAAACUUUCGGCAAACGGGAGCAGAUAUUUUAAUAUGACAAUACAACGAAAGGACGAAUACACCGAUGCCGUUUCCUUCAGUGCCUCUGCACACCAACAAAUGCUAGAAAUGUCAAAAAGCAAAACACCAGUGACACUUCACAAUAUACAGAUGUCACCCAGUCUGAAAAAAAGUGGAAAAUUUGAUGUCAGAUAUAACCAUCGCUCAAAUAUGACCCCUGCAAGAAACUUGGACUUUGAGUUCCAGUUGCCAGAGCAUACAAAAUAUCGAAGCAUAAAAGAAGUAGAGGAAAACCUCAAUGCUUUCCAGAAGACUUGUGUCAAAGUAAAGAUUUUUGAAAAAGGAGAAGCAGAUAUCCAAGUCCUCAAGUCCGGAACGGAAUUACACAAGUGUAAAUUAAUUGUCUCCGAUAUUUCUGGAACCAUUCCUCUUACAAUUUGGGGAGAGGAAAUUCAGGAAAUCAAGGUUGGCGACUCGUACUCAAUUACGAAUGUGUCCGUCCGAUCUUAUGAUGGGAAAAGUUUGACUACAAGUCCUGAUACGGUUCUAGAAAAGAUUGACGACAUUGGCAAAUGCCUGUACACACCAACAGAAGAAGUGUCAAGAAAUCAGAAACAACUUAUCAUUGAUUCCGUUAGCUGUGCUAUCAGUUAUGUGUGUAUUGCAUGUCACAAGAGCAUCGGAUCAUUUAAUGCCGCAGCAACUUUUCUGAAAUGCGCCAAAUGUGGAAUGAAGCAGAAAACGGCCAACAUUCAAAACUCGAUGAAAUGUCAAAUUCUUUGUGGUAAGGAAAGAUUCACAAUCAAUGAUUCCGUUAUUAAGGCACACAGCAUACUUAAAAAUUUCACGGAAGCAGAGAAAAUUGAAAAUCAUCUCUUGUCCAAUCCAAACGUCACAGUGGAGGUAGCCACAAAUGAACCAACAGUUCUGAAAAUAAUUAACAUCGAGUGACUUCCUGUCAUUGUCCUUGCCUUACCAUCACUAAACUUGCAGUUAUCACCAUUAAAACUUUUGGAUCUUUGGAUUUACAGAAACAAUAUGACAAUUAAUUUGCCAAACAAAUUGCCAAUUCAUGAACUGAUGUCUUGUUUUAAAUAGAUGGUCUAGUAGAUUAAGUAAGAUAACUUGUACAUGGGCUAUGUACUUGUAAGAAUUGGGGCGUACAAUCUUUUCAAGUUUCAAGCUAGUUGCCUUUUUUUUCUUUUUUUUUCACUAUGUUGAAGGGGUCUGGACACAAUUUAUCGUUGCUUUCAAUUUUGAAAUAAUUAUUUUAAGAUACAUGUACUUUCAGUUUCACAAAUUGAACUUGACAUGCAUUUCUCGUAUUACAUUGAAUGAAACAUGAGUCUUUGUAAACAGGGGCCUACAUUUGUAGUUGUUUUUGUGCUUAUUAAUAAUAUAAUUAUGUUUUACCAGGUGUUUUAAAUUUACGCAAACACAAUGCUGAUGUAUUCCUUCCUUGCAUUUUCUUGCAUUUUUACUCUAUAGUAUAAGAACUCAUCCCAAUUAAAAUCCAAUAUUAAUAAUUUCCAGACACAAGAAUUUUAUAAACAUGGCUUAUAUUUAUAUUGAUACAAAAUGCUAAAGAAAAGAUUUUUUUCCAUUAUCCUUUAAUGUCCAAGCCCCUUUAAAACAGCUGAUAAUGUAUAUAAAUCUUCGUUCAUUUUUUUUUUUAUUUGAUGAAUCACAUACCCUUACUUGUGUUUUCAGGCAUUUAAAUAGUUAUACUUCAGCUACUUUUUAAUUGAAAUGACUAGUCAAGUCCUAAUCUUUUUUAUGAGAUUUUGUACGUACCUUUUAUGUUUAUUUGAUGAUUAGCACACCCUUAGUUGUGUUUUCAGGAAAAAGUGAUAUUUCCAUUGUUUUCAGUUUACAUAACUACUAAACUAGUCAUUUUGUUACUUUCUCGUAGAAGUAGUCAAGUUAAGGCCAUAAUUAGAAAUGUUUUUUCUUUAAUCAUGUUGAUGUAUUCCAAUCCACAUUUUUCAAAGUGAGUAGGUAGUUUAUUUAUUUUCUUCUUUUUUUUUCUUCACAGUAUUGACAAAUUAGUAAAAAAUCAAACUCAGAAAUUUAUUAAUUUCUUCAUUAUACACACAGACACUACAAGCAUAAAUUUAUUAACAUUUUUGCUACACAAUGGAUAACCACAUAUAUUUUAUAUAUAUUGCCCAAAACAUUAAAUUACAAGGUAUCCUAAAGGAACUAUAUACCCGGUACCUUACCUUUAAAAUUAAUCAAAUCCUAUAAAGAAACAAAAUAAAAAUUUUUUUAAAAUUCAAAGCACCAUAAACAAUGAUUGGGGCAAUUUUGAUAGGUCGAUUGGAGUACAUCAAACAUGAUAAUUUAUUUUUGGUCUUAAUAUUUACUUUUUCUUAUUACUAAGAUAUAGUCAUUUUCAAUCAAACUUUUAAAUACGUAUAGUAGAAUUGUUUUUGUUGAUAUGUUUAAGUCAUGUUGCUGCUGCAUUUCUCCAAGUACUUUUUGUAAAAAAAAAAAAAAAAAAAAAAAAAAAAAUUAAAAUAUGCUAUUUUAUGCUCUAACAUUAUUCCAUUAGUUUUAUUGGCUAAAAAUAAAUGUCAACUUCAACUUUCAUCAAAACAUUUUGAACAGUCAGAGUGCUAUGGUGUUUUUUUUUUUUACUCCUUUGUGCAACUUUUGUCUAAUUUUAUUACAAAUUCAAUGCUAAGUCAAAUGUAUGUCUUCUUUUUCUUGUGCUUAAAAUUUCAUAUUUCUCUGUAAACAUGGUAAACCAUUUAAUAAAAUAUUUAAUUUAAA
Messenger RNA from Saccostrea cuccullata (small rock oyster), 3662 nucleotides. RefSeq lists its product as uncharacterized. NCBI's taxonomy places the organism in Eukaryota, Metazoa, Mollusca, Bivalvia, Ostreida, Ostreidae. Bases 786 to 1838 code for a protein of 350 amino acids. The transcript has 3 exons. The record is from RefSeq and is a predicted model, not a curated record.